AUGUCUGGCAUACCUGCUCUGAUCCGGGAGUCCAGGCCAGACCUCGCGAGGUAUGAAGCGCUGUACAAGAAGCUACAUGCGAACCCUGAGCUUUCACAUCAAGAAGUCGAAACUGCAUCGUUGAUUGUGCGGCAUCUCAGCGGGUUAAGUGGUGAUCUGGAUAUACGCCCUGGUAUCGGAGGUCAUGGAUUGAUUGCAAUCCUCCGCAAUGGAGCCGGGCCAACCGUGUUGUUGCGGGCUGACAUGGAUGCCCUGCCAGUCGCCGAACGUACCAACCUCGAGUAUACAAGUCAUCGAAAACAGUUGGGUAAAGAUGGCCUAGAGAGACCUGUCGCGCAUGCUUGCGGACACGACGUCCAUGUCAUAUGUCUGCUAAUUGCCGCGGAAGCACUCAUCAAUGCACGAAGGGCAUGGGCUGGAUCGAUUGUUUUCCUCUUCCAGCCGGCCGAAGAGGCUGGAGAUGGUGCCCUCGGCAUGGUCAAUGAUGGACUGUAUGACGAGUCUCGUCACAAUUGUCCUGUCCCGGACAUUGUCCUGGGACAACAUGUCGCACCGAUUCGAGCCGGGAUUGUCACUUCCAAGACCGGGGCUAUCAUGAGCUCUUCAGACAGUCUCAAGAUCACGAUAUUUGGACGGGGCGGGCAUGCCAGUAUGCCUCACCAUUGUAUCGACCCAGUCGUGACCGCGAGCCACAUUGUGGUCCGCCUUCAGACAAUAUCGAGUCGCGUGGUGCCUCCAGACGAGGUGGCCAUCAUAACAGUUGGAUCAAUUCACGCAGGCGAAGCAGAAAACGUCAUCUGCGACCAUGCAUCUUUCACCAUCAACAUUCGGACUCUCAACGAGGAGGUGAGGUUGACUGUUCUCAAGCACAUCAACAGCGUCAUCAAAGCAGAAUGCGAAGCCAGCUUUUGUGAAAAACCUCCCCAGAUUGAGCAUCACAUGAGCCUGCCGACUACCUCCAACGCUGCAGAGGUUGAGACGAAGCUCCAGGCAACACUGAAAGAUUUCUUCGGCCCAGACUUUAUGGUGGCUCCGAAAAGCAGCUUGGCGAGUGAGGAUUUCAGUAUCCUUGCCAGUUCUAUCGGCAAGCCGUACUGUUUUUGGCUGUUCGGUGGUACCGAUCAAGAGUUGUGGGAUUCGAUGGCAGCGCAAGGAAAGUUGGAUAAGAUUCCGAUCAAUCACAGUGCAGAAUUUGCUCCUGUGAUAGAUCCAACACUUCAAACUGGCGGCGAUGCCAUGACGGCUGCCGCUCUGACAUUCCUGGGAUCACCAUCGAGCUAG
Exophiala spinifera is the source of this 1281-nucleotide messenger RNA. RefSeq lists its product as uncharacterized. NCBI's taxonomy places the organism in Eukaryota, Fungi, Ascomycota, Eurotiomycetes, Chaetothyriales, Herpotrichiellaceae. The transcript is spliced from 2 exons. The record is from RefSeq and is a predicted model, not a curated record. Bases 1 to 1281 code for a protein of 426 amino acids. Gene Ontology annotation, molecular function: hydrolase activity.